Messenger RNA from Cololabis saira (Pacific saury), 1698 nucleotides. It is a transcript of the gene slc19a3b, whose product is annotated as solute carrier family 19 member 3b. Gene Ontology annotation, cellular component: plasma membrane. The transcript has 8 exons. Gene Ontology annotation, biological process: vitamin transport; transmembrane transport. The record is from RefSeq and is a predicted model, not a curated record. NCBI's taxonomy places the organism in Eukaryota, Metazoa, Chordata, Actinopteri, Beloniformes, Belonidae. The coding region runs from base 139 to 1566 and encodes 475 amino acids. Gene Ontology annotation, molecular function: vitamin transmembrane transporter activity.
CUACUGAUGAGCACCAAUAACUUGAGCCAAGUUCACGGCACUCCGUGGAUAGCCCAGACAGAUUUUAAUUUAAGAUCAAGCUGUUCUUGGAAGUACGAACCAAAACCAGCCGUGUGGGAAGUGUGUUGAGAUAAAAGCAUGAGCUGCUUUGCCACGCUGAAAUCAUCUGGAUGGGUUUAUCCCACCACCGUCCUGUCACUCUAUGGCUUUUUUGCCAACUGCAGAGUAGCAGAGCCCUUCUUGACACCAUACUUAAUUGGACCGAACAAGAACAUCUCUGGAGAUGUGGUUACAAAUUACCUUUUUCCUAUCUGGACAUAUUCCUACCUGGCCUUCCUAUUCCCUGUUUUCCUCUUGACUGACUUCCUCAGAUACAAACCUAUUAUUGUGGUACAGGGGCUUUUUCUUGUCACCAAUUAUAUCCUACUCUGCUUUGCCCCAGGUCUCCCUGCAAUGACUUUCCUCCAGGUCAACUAUGCAGUUGUGACCUCCACAGAGGUGGCCUAUUUCUCAUAUAUUUACAGCGUGAUUCCAAUUGAAAACUACCAAAGAGCUACUGGUUACCUGCGCAGCGCCAUGCUGGCUGGAUACACAUUUGGUGCCAGCCUGGGCCAGAUACUUGUUUCUCUUGCAGGACUGGACUACUUCUACAUCAAUACUAUAACCCUGGGGAUUGUGAGCAUAGCUUUUCUCAUCUCUUUCUGGUUGCCUGUGCCCAAAAGAAGUAUGUUCUUCAAAAGAGAAAAGGCUUUGGGCGUGGAGGCCCAGAAGGGGGGAGCACACAAAGACAACAGCUCAGAGGAGUCAGUGAUGGAUAAGGAUGAAGCAGCCCCAGAGGAGGACAAGAUGGAGCGUGAUGACAGUGUCGGCUGCUGCAGCAGGAAAAACUUGGCCUCUGCUGUCCGUCUGCUUUGGAAGAGCUUUAAAGAGUCCUACUCUUCCAGGCAUUUAAUCUACUGGUCCUUGUGGUGGGCUCUGGCAACAGCCGGCUACGUGCAGGUCUUUAACUACGUCCAGCUCAUGUGGGACCACAUAGAGCCAUCGGCCACAUCAUCGAUCUACAAUGGAGGAGUCGAGGCUGCAUGCUCUGUUGUCGGUGCUGCAGCAGCCUUCUCAGUGGGCUACAUUAAUGUGGCCUGGGCUGUGUGGGGAGAGCUGGCUUUAGGGCUGUUCUCGGCUGUCGGGGCAGGUGCUGUGUUUCUGAUGGCUUUCACCAGCAAUAUCUGGGCAUGCUAUGCUGCAUAUGUGAUAUUCAAAUCGUGCUACAUGUUUCUCAUCACCAUCACAACAUUUCAGAUUGCUUCUAACCUUUCCAUGGAGUGCUAUGCUCUGAUGUUUGGGAUCAAUACUUUUGUAGCCCUCUCACUGCAGACCAUCAUUACAGCCACCGUUGUUGAUGAAACCGCUCUGGGGCUGGACAUUGUGACACAGUUCAUCGUUUACGGCAGCUACUAUGCUGUCAUCUCCCUGCUCUUCCUGGUACGAGGGCUCUACACUGCCUGUGUGAACCAGAACAGUCCUGAAGUGGAUCCCGGCGUGGAGGUGAUCUGUGCUGAACGUCUCUGAGCAGUGGCUAUAAAACAAUCCCACAUAGACUGCAUUACUGGCCUGUACUUGCUGACUGACCUCAAGACCUUGUGUUUUCUAUAAGAGAAUAAUAAAAUCUAACUGUAUCUGAUAUUAAUUACAGAUAAAGUC